UGGUGCUGGCUGCUCUGAAUCUUGUGUUCCGCACAUGAUAAUGUGGUUGUGUUUACAAGAAUCACUUGCUCCCCAUUAACAACUUACUCUAUGGUCUUGAUUCCCAUGAUCAUAUGAAUUAAAAUCAUCAUUCACUUCAUUCCUAUUUGAGUACGUAAGAUCCACUAUGAGUGGAAAAAAUAAAAAGAUUAAGAGCAGAAUAAAGGAGAAAGAGGAGUCAAGUGGAAGGUAUUGUCAAAUGAUGGCUACGCCUUUGAUUUUGUGAAUCUUUUUGGCCAAUUCACAACACCAGAGAGGAGACAAAGAGCCAACUUUGUAAAGCAAAAACGAAGUACUAUUCUCAACACAGACUCAGAGGGGGUGGUUCUUUCUCUCUUUAUUUAUAUUACCUGCUUCCCUUCUUCCAGAUCUCUCUCUUUCAGAUUCUCAGACAUGGAAACAAUGCGCACACCGCCAUUGCUCACAACCAUUCUCUUCGUAUUCUUCUUGUACUUGUCAUUCACAUCUUUCAAUGUAUGUUUCGCUGAAGGAAAGUCAUCCACCGGUGGCAACCCCUUUACGGCGAAAGCUUCCCUGAUUCGGUAUUGGAACAAACAGAUAUCGAACAAGCUCCCCAAACCAUCUUUUCUUCUCUCAAAAGCUUCCCCACUCAAUGCCGUCGACUCGGCCGUUCUCACCAAACUCGCCACCCAAAACGCUCUGUCUUCUCAUCUAUCAUCCUUCUGCUCCUCUGCCAACUUGUUCUGUGUCUUCGACUCAUCGCCCACUUCGGAAAAACAAGUCAAGGACGCUAACUUCGCUUUUUACUCCAAUAGAGGAUUCGCCAACUAUGGCGACUCGCGAAUCGGUGGUGUUGACUCGUUCAAGAAUUACUCCGACGGGUUGAACAUGCCCAGCGGCUCGUUCCGGCGGUACAGCGGGGACUCCACUGACCACCACGAAGAGUUCACGAGCUACGCUCGAGACGGGAACGUCGCCACCGGGAGCUUCGCCGGCUACGGCUCAGGCGCCACCGGCGGCUCCGGUGAGUUCACGAACUACGACCCACUGGUCAACGUCCCCCAUCUCGAAUUCACCACGUACGACCCCAACGGCAACAACCACAAACUCACGUUCGCGGCCUACACCGAUGACACCAACUCCGGCACCGAGUCCUUCACCAGCUACGGCAAGAACGGCAAGAACGUCCCGGCUGAGUUCACCAGCUACGGCGACAACUCCAACAUCAUCGGCUCCACUUUCACAGCUUACGGCCAAUUAGCCAAUAGCCAAAACGACUCGUUCAAAGCUUACGGCCACUCCUCCAACAACCCACAUAACAAUUUCAAGAGCUACAGCCUUGGAGGCAAUGCCGCAACGGAUACCUUCUCAAAUUACAGAGAUGGAGCCAAUGUGGGUGACGAUUCAUUUCAAUCUUAUGCCAGGAGUUCGAACUCUGCAGAAGUGAAUUUCGCGAAUUAUGGGAGGACAUUCAACGUAGGAAACGACACAUUCAAAGAAUACGGAAAAGGGUCGACGGAUUCGUCGGUUGGGUUCAAAAUCUACGGUUUGAAUUACACAUUCAAAGACUAUGAAAGAAAGGGUGUAACCUUCUCUCAAUACAGCCGUGCAAGUAGCAACACUACCGCUACCGCGACUACCGCGAGUGGCAUUUCCGUAAAUAGAUGGGUCGAGCCGGGCAAAUUCUUCCGCGAGUCCAUGUUAAAGGAGGGGAAUGUUAUGGUGAUGCCAGACAUACGCGACAGAAUGCCCGAAAGGUCGUUUUUGCCCCGCGUCAUCGCGUCCAAAUUACCAUUUUCCUCCUCUCGUCUCCAGGAGCUCAAGGACAUCUUCCACGCGCGGGACAACUCCACGAUGGAGCACGUGAUUGCGAACGCGCUGGAAGAGUGCGAGAGAGCUCCGAGUCGCGGCGAGACCAAGCGGUGCGUGGGUUCGGUCGAGGACAUGAUAGACUUCGCCGUCUCGGUCCUGGGGCACGACGUGGUGGUGAGAACCACGGAGACGACGCGUGGGUCAAAGCAGAGGGUGAUGGUGGGGGAAGUCAGAGGGAUCAACGGCGGAAAAGUGACUAGAUCAGUAUCAUGCCACCAAAGCCUGUACCCCUACUUACUGUAUUAUUGCCACUCAGUUCCCAAGGUUAGGGUUUACGAGGUGGACAUUCUUGACGUGGAGCGCAAAGAGAAGAUGAAUAAAGGGGUUGCCAUCUGUCAUAUUGACACGUCAGCAUGGAGUCAGAGCCAUGGCGCUUUCGUGGCGCUGGGGUCCAGCCCUGGGCUCAUAGAGGUGUGCCAUUGGAUCUUUGAGAAUGACAUGACAUGGACGACUUCUGAUUGAUGAUAAAUUAUUUUUCAUUUUUUAUUUUAUUUUUUCACUUUUUCUCCAUUUUUACUUUUGUUGGUUUGGAAGUUGAAUGGGCUGCUUUCCCUUCCUUUUUUUUUUUUUUUUUUUUUUUUUUUAAAUUUUU
Molecule: messenger RNA, 2464 nt
Organism: Vitis vinifera (wine grape)
Lineage: Eukaryota; Viridiplantae; Streptophyta; Magnoliopsida; Vitales; Vitaceae
Product: polygalacturonase 1 beta-like protein 3
Exons: 2
Coding region: 433-2334 (633 amino acids)
Source: RefSeq, a predicted model, not a curated record